Brettanomyces nanus is the source of this 1296-nucleotide messenger RNA. RefSeq lists its product as uncharacterized. Gene Ontology annotation, biological process: nuclear pore organization; protein localization to nuclear inner membrane; NLS-bearing protein import into nucleus. Gene Ontology annotation, molecular function: structural constituent of nuclear pore. The coding region runs from base 1 to 1296 and encodes 431 amino acids. The transcript has a single exon. NCBI's taxonomy places the organism in Eukaryota, Fungi, Ascomycota, Pichiomycetes, Pichiales, Pichiaceae. The record is from RefSeq and is a predicted model, not a curated record. Gene Ontology annotation, cellular component: nuclear pore central transport channel; nuclear pore.
AUGAACGGUAGUGGAAAUGCUAACAAUAACAAUGCGUCGACAAGUUUUGGUUUUGGUUCGGGUAACAACAACAACAACAGCAACAACAACCUUAACAAGCCUCUGGGGUUUGGUUUUGGCAAUAACAAUAAUAAUACAUCGUCUAACAACAACACAACGCCCGGCUUUGGAGGUAAUAAGACCAGCAAUACGAGAAGCUUUAGUCUAGGAGGAGGAGGGUUUUCCUUCGGUAGUCAGCCAAAUACGACACCCGGUGUCACUUCUAAUAUGGGAAAUACUGGAGCGGGAAAUGGUCUCUUUUCCAAGCCGUCAGGAUUUGGUAUUGGUACCAAUAGCAACACUUUUGGUAACAACACUUCUGGUACCUCAGGUACCUCAGGUACCUCUGGUGGUUUAUUCUCGAAUCAGCAGAAGCCUAUGGUCAAUACACAGCCUACGUUCUCAUGGUCUCAGCAGCAGAAUAAUCAGCAGGUUCAACCACAACAGCAACUACAGACUCAAUUCCAGGUUGGUAAACAAGGACAGCAGCAGAAGACAGGAUAUACGCCAACGAUUAGUGAUCAGUUGGAUAAAAUCAAAAAUUCUUGGGAUGCCAACUCCACACAGUGCAUAAUGAAGACUCAUUUCUACAACAAAGUUCCUCAGGAGUUUAACAAUUAUCAACGGCCAGUAGAUGAGUCACCUGAGGAAUGGGAAAGAGCUAUGAAGGAAAGACCCAAGGAAUACAAUUCGAUACCAAUCAAAGCCAAAGGCUUUGAGGAUUUGCUUAAACGCUCGAACCUUCAAAUAGAGUACAUCAAGCAAUCGCGUGUGAUUCUGAAUCAGAUCAACGAUAAUUUGGUGAAACUAGGUGACAAGCAUGAUUUGGAAUAUACAAGUAUUUUACUAAAGUGUAAGAUGAAGCAAAAGCAAUUGGAUAUUAAGUUGCUUAAGAUAGCGAUCAAUCUAUCUAUUCUCAGGUACAAAGGAUAUCCGCUUACAAACGAUGAGGAGAGACUGGUACUGAAGUUUAAAAAGCUGUUGGAUAAGAUUGAUGAUCCUAUUGGUUUGAAUAGAGCCAACGAAUUGUGGGCAAGGCUCAGUAACUUGAAGCAAAGAUUGGGUACUUUGAACGAAGGAACAAAACAACAGAUUGUUGAGGUUGAGGUUGAUUCCAGAGUCACGAGUAAAAACGAAGCCGUGAUUGCCAAGUUGGUGAAGGUUCUUUCGAAAGAGCAACAGGGCAUUCAAUACCUAUAUGAAAUGAUAGAGGGAGAUAAAGAGAUGCUCGAGAAGGUGAAGAAGGCCAAGGAAUGA